CAGAACUGCAGGAUUUUUCCCAUGUUCUCCCGAACAGCCCUUUUUUUGUUGAAGUGUUCAAAUAAUGAAUCCCAAUUUUUUUUCUCUUCCUCUCUUUUUCUGGGAGACCCAUGUUGUGUGUGUUCAGUGGAGAUGGAGCUCACUCGAUCGCAUGCAGAGGCCAGAAACACAUGGAGCUGAGUAACUGCCUUAAAGGGACCAAGGUGCUGAAAUGGAACUAAAAUGUUUGAUAACUCUGCUUGUAUGUAAGACCCUUUUCGUUAAAGCCCAGUUCAAUGGCUACAACUGCGAUGCUAACCUACACAGCAGAUUCCCCGCGGAGCGCGAUAUCACCGUGAGCUGCGGUGUGCAGUCCAUCACGCUCAAGGUGAACUUCUGCCCCGUACUCUUUUCCGGGUACGUAGACACCGACCUGGCGCUCAACGGCCGGCACGGGGACUCGCAGUGCCGCGGUGUCCUGAACAACAACUCCUUCCCCACCGCGAUCCUCUUCAGCAUCAGCCUCAGCACGAUGGAGACGUGCGGUACCUCCCUGUCGGUGUCCACAUCUCAGGGGGCCAACGCCUAUGGGAACCUGUCGCUGGUGCAGAUUGGAAACGUAUCCGGUUACAUCGAUACCCCGGACCCUCCCACCAUCAUAAGCUACCUCCCCGGCCUGCUGUACAAAUUCAGCUGCAGCUACCCCCUGGAGUACCUGGUGAACAAUACCCAGCUUGCCUCCUCAGCGGCAGCGAUAUCAGUGAAGGACAGCAACGGCACCUUUAUAAGCACACUGAAUUUGCUUCUUUAUGGCGACUCCACCUACGCCUCUCAGCUGUCUGUUCCUGUGACAGGUCUCCCUUUAAAGACCCGGGUUUUCGCGGCAGUGAAAGCCAGCAACCUGGACAAGAGAUGGAACGUGCUUAUGGAUUACUGUUACACCACCCCUUCUGGGAACCCCAGCGAUGAACUGCGCUAUGACCUUUUCUUCAGCUGCUACAAAGACCCGCAGACGACGGUCGUCGAAAACGCCAAGAGCCAGACGGGCCGCUUCUCCUUCGAGGUGUUCCGCUUCGUCAAGCACAAGAACCAGAAGAUGUCCGCCGUCUUCCUGCACUGCGUCACCAAGCUGUGCCGCGCCGACGACUGCCCCCUGCUGAUGCCCAUCUGUGGCAGUCGGAAGAAACGCGAGGCGUCGGACUCCAAAAGCCAAUCCAGUGCCAGCUCUGGAAACGCAGUGGUCACGGCUGGGCCCAUCAUCACCAGGAGUGAAGAAACCUCGAGCAACAAUUCACAGCUAGUGUCGUUAGACAGCCAGGCCUACGCCCUGGACGCGGUGAGCAGCGCGCUGGUCUGUGGGGUGCUCACGCUGGGAGCCCUGGCGCUCUGCCUCUUCGUCUUCUCCGUCGCUCUGCUCAAGCUGAGGACGCCCAGCCUCGCCGCCCUCACGGAGGUCACCGGCCCGGGCUUCAAAUGACCCGUCGUUUCCCAGCGGCCUGGCGCGCGCGUCCGCACUUUUCUGUUUCGUGAAGCCUUGUGACAGAAUGAAGUUAGAGGGCGUGUCAUGUGGUUCAGAACCACGCUGUCAUUACAUCCCAGAAGAACCGGUGCAGCCAAGGUUUCCCACAAAACAAUGCAGACGUAAAAUGGAUUCCGCGGGUAGAUGCAAUUUCGAGUCUUGUCGUAAUAAGGAUCAUAUCAUACUAUAUGGAUAGUCUCUGUGUUGUAAUUUUUAUGUUGUGAGCCUAUUAUUGCCGAGGGUCUAACCCAAGGACGGAACAGAAUUCUUCACUGCAUUUUAUGCUGCUGUUUUCACCGCUAGUAUCAAUAUUUUACAUUUUGCAACCCAGGCGAGCAGGUAAGAUGCAGCAUAAAAGUAAUACCCCAGAUAUACCCCAGGUCUGUCUUUUGCAGGGUAUACAGAGAGAAAACAAAAUUAGACCUCAGCUGAAUUGAUGUAAUAUUCAAUUUUGUAUAUCUUUCACUGCUGUACGUCCAUUGGAGUACACUACUAUGUAUGCAUAUCUGGACCUACUGUAGCAUUUACUGUAUCACUUAUGUAUAUAUUUAUCAUUAUUUUUUUUAGCAUGCAUAUCUUUAUUUUCAGUGGCUAUUUUUCAUUGUGGGAGAUGUUGUUUAUGCUAUGCAAUCACCAUUUUAGUGAUUACAAUGUGUAUUAUACUUACAAUGUUUAUUUUGGUUAUUGCUGUUUGCAAUGUGUUAACUGUAGUGUUUAAUUUGGUCAUAAGUGUGCAUUUAUUAUGUCAGAAGGCUGAGUGAUUAAAUUGUUUGUAUUGUUUUGAUAGACAUCACAAGACUACAGCUAUAAAUCUAUAAGAAGCAAAGUCUGAUUGUCAAAAGACGCAUGCAAAUUCAGGUGAAACUGUCGUCAGCUUACAAUAUGCUUCAGAUCCAAGGGCCGUA
Molecule: messenger RNA, 2403 nt
Organism: Anguilla anguilla (European eel)
Lineage: Eukaryota; Metazoa; Chordata; Actinopteri; Anguilliformes; Anguillidae
Product: zona pellucida-like domain-containing protein 1
Exons: 11
Coding region: 212-1456 (414 amino acids)
Cellular component (GO): cell surface
Source: RefSeq, a predicted model, not a curated record